Colletes gigas is the source of this 1177-nucleotide messenger RNA. RefSeq names its product methylenetetrahydrofolate reductase. The transcript is spliced from 5 exons. NCBI's taxonomy places the organism in Eukaryota, Metazoa, Arthropoda, Insecta, Hymenoptera, Colletidae. Gene Ontology annotation, biological process: tetrahydrofolate interconversion. Gene Ontology annotation, cellular component: cytosol. Gene Ontology annotation, molecular function: methylenetetrahydrofolate reductase [NAD(P)H] activity; FAD binding. The record is from RefSeq and is a predicted model, not a curated record. The coding region runs from base 8 to 1075 and encodes 355 amino acids.
UCCAGUUAUGAAUCUCGUUUGUUGCAUAAUUCGAUAUUAUCAAACUCACUCUUAUAUAGUUCAGAAGAUUAAAACAAAAUACGUAAUUAUCAGUAGUGCUUUUCACAGUGAUACAAUGCAAAUAUUUCAUCCGAGAAAUGAACCACGUGAAAAAUCGAUUAGCGAUAGUGAACAAAAUAAGGUUACGAAUUAUUUCCGGUCCAAAGAAGCUGGAGGCGAUAUUGUUAACUUGAGAGAAUUACUAAAGAAUACAUUCGAUGCAAAAGUUAGGUUCUGUAGUUUUGAGCUCUCGCCGGUAAAAAAUAAUGAUUUUUAUCAGAGGUUUUUUACAGAAAUGAAUAAUUAUCACCCACUUUUUUAUGCGCUAACAUGGCAUAUGGAAAAUACGACAAAAGAUUGUCUAUCUUUAAAGUCGAUUGAUCAAUUUCCAAGUAAUACAAUUUUGCAUCUAAUUGUUGGUAACAUGACUCGCACCGAAGUACUAAUUAUUCUAAAGAAAAUAUUAAAAUGUGGCGUGACCAAUAUUUUUGCAUUAAAGGGAGAUUCUACAAUCGUAAAUACUGACUUUCCACAUGCCGUAGAUUUAGUGCGUUUUAUAAGAAGUGAAUUUGGGGAUAUAUUUUGUAUAUGUGUUGCUGGCUAUCCUGAAAUGCAUCCAAAUUCGUCGUCUAAGGAAUUAGAUUUGUUACAUUUGAAAGAAAAAAUUGAUGCUGGCGCUGAUUUCAUUAUAACUCAAGUCGUUUUUGAAGCAAAUGUUUUUAUUAAGUUCGUAAAUGAUUGUAAAGAAAUUGGAAUCAAUGUUCCGAUUAUUCCUGGUAUUUUAUCAAUCCCUAAUUAUGCCUCUCUCGAAAAAAUGUCAAAAAUUUGUAAUUUUAAAGUACCACAGAAUAUUUUAGAUAUUUUACAACCUAUAAAAGACAAUAACGAUGAAGUACAUAACUAUGGAAUAAAACUAGUUACGAACAUUAUUAACGAUAUCUUUGCAAGUGAAACUACUUAUGGCUUUCAUUUGUUCACAUUAAACAGGACUUUAUUAUCAACGGAAAUAUGUAACAAAUUAAAUAUUUUCCAAUAAUUUUUCGAAAAUAGAAAAAAUGAUUACGAUGAAAGAGAAAAUGGAAAUUACAAGAGCUUGUAUAUUAAACUUGUGUAAAUUCAAGAAAUAAACAUAAUCGUA